GUUGCAAUCAGCAGCACUGAGAACGUUUCCAGUUUGUAGCUGUGAAAGGAGGAACUUAACAGUUAGCGAAACCUUGUUCCUGCCCACACUCUGGAGUCAGGAGCGAGGUUGUGGCCGUCCCAGCUCCGCUCCCUCCCACAGGCUGCACAGCUGAAGACGGGGCUCUGGACAGGCUGGUUUGCUGCCAUGAUCCCUAGGCUACUCCCACUGCUCUGUCUCAGUAAGUCUCACGGGGUGACCCUAGAAAACAACAGACUUGGACUGUGCACUGGCCAAGGAAGCAGGGGGACUGACGAGCCCCUUCCCAAGCCCACCCUCAGGGCCUGGCCCAGCUGGGUGGUGCCUCCCAGAAGCAGUGUAAGGCUGCAAUGCCAGACCCCGACCAAGGAUGUCGACUUUGUUCUCAAAAAGGGUAAUGUUGUUUUGGACGUUUCACGAUCACUGGCUUCCAAGGAGGGCCUGGCUGAAUUUCACCUCACUGACCUAAGAACCAGCCACGCUGGAGACUACACCUGUGAGUGCUACAGACCAGGGGCCCCGGACAUAAGAUCACCACCCAGUGAGGUCAUCCUGCUGCUGGUGACAGGAGGUCUCCCUAAACCUUCCCUGCAAGCCCACCAAAGGGGUGUGGUGACCGCGGGAGACGAUGUGACCCUGCAGUGCCAGAGGCCAGACAAUGUUUUCGGGGCCAUGAGGUUCGCUCUGCUGAAGGCGGGAGUGGCAGAGCCCAUCCGGCUCCGGACCCCAGUCGGCAAGGAGGCGGACUUCUCCCUGCAGACCGUGACAGUCGGGGACGCCGGGAACUACAGCUGUGUCUACUUCCAGACCGGGACUCCUUUCUGGGCCUCACAGCCUAGCGAUCGUCUUGAGAUCCGGGUGAGAGUCCCCCCAGGUGCCAUAUCGAGGGACUACACCACGGGCAACCUCAUCCGCCUGGGUCUGGCUUCCCUAGUUGUGGUUAUUAUGGGCGCUGUCCUGCUGGAAGCCUGGUGCAGCCAGAAGGAGUCUCCACGUGGAUCCACGUAGAACAGCUGAGCUGUUCUUGUCUUGUUCAUGGGCUGGUCUGUACUACCCACAUGCUCCAGGGCUUCCCAGGGAAUGAUGAGUGCGGAUGGAGAGACCUGCCGAUCCUUAACAGUCCUGUGGAACCUACAUUCUUAGCUCUAUGAAGAACCACUCAAGGACGAGGCUUACCUCUUGCCACAGCUUUGCCUGGGGCAGAGCACAGAAUGGAACAUAAAGACACAUUCAAAAAAUUUGGAUGAUUUGAAAAAAAUACUUAAAACUUCA
Neofelis nebulosa (Clouded leopard) is the source of this 1290-nucleotide messenger RNA. Its product is annotated as T-cell-interacting, activating receptor on myeloid cells protein 1-like. NCBI's taxonomy places the organism in Eukaryota, Metazoa, Chordata, Mammalia, Carnivora, Felidae. Gene Ontology annotation, cellular component: plasma membrane. The transcript is spliced from 6 exons. Bases 187 to 1026 code for a protein of 279 amino acids. The record is from RefSeq and is a predicted model, not a curated record.